CUCUCUCUAUCUAUUCUUGGUUCUCCUGCAGUUUACAGCCGUACAAUAUUACGCUGCAGUUGACCAGAGCCAGUGUUUGUUCAAAGAUAAUGGCAACUUCUUAAGAAACACAAGUUCCUCGCUAGACAGGUAAAACCAGGCAUUUACGAACGAGUGACAAAGCCUCUCCGUCUCUUACCCGCAGGACCAACCACACUUUCUCUCUCGAGCUGUUGAGAGCCCAAACACUGCAGCAAUGCCUCCUCCCGGUGUGUGUCUGAACAUUAUGGAGGCUCGUCAAAAGCAAGACGGUUAUGGUAGCUUCGCCAACCCCGACAGGUUCUUCAACCAAGACUACCAGCAGCUGAAACAGUACUGUGUCGCCCAAGGAGUAAAGUACAUCGAUGAAACGUUCCCCCCUGACAGGAACUCUAUUGGUCAAGGGAUACUAAAACCCUCUGACGUGGCCCGUGUUGUGUGGCUGAGACCAGAAAAAAUUGCUCCUCAUCCAGCCUUCGUUCUUGAUGGGGUCUCCAGGUUUGACUUUGCUCAAGGACUACUUGGAAACUGCUGGUUUCUUGCGUCUAUUGGAGCUCUAACAUUCCAGAAUGACAUCCUUGGACAAGUUGUCCCUCUUGAGCAAAAAUUUGAUGAGAAAUACUGUGGGCUGUUCCACUUCAGGUUCUGGAGAUUUGGAAAGUGGAUGGACGUUGUCAUUGAUGACAUGCUACCGACAAUCAAUGGGAAACUAAUCUUUGUUCACUCUAAAGACCAAAAUGAGUUCUGGCCUGCUUUGCUGGAGAAAGCCUAUGCCAAAGUGUGUGGUUCCUAUACCGACAUGAAUGCUGGAACUCCUGCCGAGGCUAUGAUGGACUUCACGGGUGGUGUUCACAUCUGUAUCAAUCUGUCAGAUCCCCCUUCAAACUUGUGGAUACUAAUGUGCAGAGCUGGCGAAUCCAAGUCACUGAUGAGCUGUGGCACACCCCAAGGGGUGACACCUGCCAACAAGAAAUUGCCAAAUGGGUUGAUCCAAGGCCAUGCCUACACUGUAACGGGUGUGAAACAGAUGAUAAGCCAAAAGAAAGCAGUAAACCUGGUGCGCUUGUGGAACCCCUGGGGCAACGGAGAGUGGACUGGAGACUGGAGUGAUCGGUCAUCUCUGUGGCAAACCGUGAGUGCUAAAGAUCGUGAAAUGUGCCAUUCAGUGGAUGAUGAUGGAGAGUUUUGGAUGGCCCUAGAAGACUUCUGUAAAUUCUACACAGAUCUUGACAUCUGCUCCCUAUAUCCCGACUUCCUUGAUGGACACACCUCUCGUCGCUGGAAGACCUCCAUGUAUGAAGGCAGAUGGGUUGCAGGAACAACUGCUGGGGGUUGCAUGAAUAAUAAAGACAGUUUCUGGACCAAUCCACAGUUUCGGGUCAAGAUUGACGGUGAAUAUUCCCUGAAAGAUGGAGAGAAAAACGUGCUGAUAUCUCUCAUGCAAAAGUCUGACAAGAGAAACAGACACCUGGUCCAAAAUCUCCACAUUGGUUUCACUGUAUUUGAGGUAAAGGAAAAAUACAAGGCGCAGAAGGGAAAAUUCCCAGCCUCUUUCUUUAGCAGCCACGCACCUGUUGCCCAAACUAAAACCUUCAUGAAUGCACGUGAUGUGAUGGAGUUCCUUUCGCUAAAGCCCGGCGAAUACCUGAUUGUGCCAUCCACCUUCAGUCCCAAUGAGAUAUGCUCCUUCAUCUUGACCAUCCUCUCCAGGGAAGAGACCCACGGCUAUGAGAAUUCUAUUGACCACAAGCAUGAGCCGGUCAAGAAGUUCAAAAAAGUCAGAAAUGUUCAGGAAGACGAAAAUAAGAAAAAGCUUUUCAGCCAAUACUCUGACAAGUUGGAAGAAGUGGAUGCUGAGCAGCUUCAAAGGCUUCUAAAUGAAAACAUCCUGAAAGGAGACUUGAAAUCUGGAGGCUUCAGCAUUGAUGCCUGUCGCAGCAUGGUUGCUCUGAUGGAUACAUCAAUCACCGGCAAACUGAACAGUGAGGAAUUUGUCCGUUUGUGGAGAAAGGUUGUCACAUACAAGGACAUUUUCUUCCGCACUGAUGUUUCGCGAACUGGAACACUGUCACUGAGUGAGCUGAGGAAUGCUUUCUUAGCUAUAGGAAUCACUAUCACCGAUGACAUGCUCAAUUUGAUGGCUCUGCGCUACGGGGCCUCCUCUGGACACAUGACGCUGGAGAGCUUCAUCAGUCUCAUCCUUCGCUUGGACAGCAUGUACAAAAUCUUUAGACAACUGUCUAAUGGAAAAGCCAUACAUUUUCAAGAGUCAGAGUGGAUCUGGAUUUCAAUGUACAGUUAACCCAACAAGGGGGAUGGAUGGUACAAAAUCAUGAGGAACUACAUUACACAUUUCAAAAGAGUUUUCUUUCAUUUGCCAAAUUGCAUUAUAGAAAACAAAGAUGUAUUCCUAUGCGAAUGAACCAUUACACACUAACUAAAGAGCUUUUUUUUUACUACUUUGUUAGUGCAUUGCAUUGUGAAAACAUUACAUAACUGAUCUAAUUACAAAAAGCA
This is a messenger RNA of Etheostoma spectabile (orangethroat darter), 2535 nucleotides long. RefSeq names its product calpain-1 catalytic subunit. The transcript has 22 exons. Bases 236 to 2320 code for a protein of 694 amino acids. Gene Ontology annotation, biological process: proteolysis. Gene Ontology annotation, molecular function: calcium-dependent cysteine-type endopeptidase activity. NCBI's taxonomy places the organism in Eukaryota, Metazoa, Chordata, Actinopteri, Perciformes, Percidae. The record is from RefSeq and is a predicted model, not a curated record. Gene Ontology annotation, cellular component: cytoplasm.